CCUCUCAGUACACACAUUCAUCAUCAUCAUCAUCAUCAUCAUCAUCAACAACAACAUUGCACAGGCGAAGGCAGCAGAAGGCACAUAAACACACUUAAACACUUAUCUAUAUACCGCAUUUAUCAACGCCGCCCGUCACUGCCGCCGCUGCUGACCCACCAAGCACCUCCCACCACCCAGCACCCCACAACCCACCAGCCCCCAAAACCCUGAUCCAUAACAUCAACUUUGUUUGCUAUUGUUGUCUGCUGCUGCUGUCAUUUGUUUUGUUUCCUUAAAUGUGAACGCACGCAGAAACUCUCCUACACACACAUAUACACAUACACAGGCAAACACCUACACAUACACGCGCGCCCACCCACAUACGCGUAAUAUACGAAGGAGCAAACAAAGACAGCUCGCAAAAAAGAAGCAACAAAAAAAAACAAAAUAAAUAAAUUAAGCUGCAUCAAAACGAGAGCGACCGCGAGAGCAAGACUCCAACUGAGAGCGAAUUCGAAAAGUGCAAUAAUACGCGCGAGUGGCAGAGAGUGUGAGCUCAACCAAUCAGCGAUCGAGGGGUGCAGCGGCAGCCGGGGGCGGGCAGAGGCAGAGGCCGUGCGUGAUAGAAAGAAACUCAAACUCUAUGGGUCAAAAGGCAAGCACACCAGCGACCAGCGGCCAGCAGAGCCCCCGCUCCAGAACAUUCUCAAGCAGCUCAACGGGUGCCACUGCCACCGAGACAACGGUGCAGAGCUCAGCGGUUGGCGGCCGGAGCGGCGAUGCCGGUCAGGGUUUCAAUUUGCUGCGCACAUUGCCCGGUCUCCAGGUCUAUCAUCAUCAUCACAAUCAGCCGAACUCCACGUCCAUAGAUCGACAGCGUGCACGCAGCCUCAGCUCAGUGCCCGACAUACAACAGCAGCAACAACAGCAGCAGCAGCAACAACAGCAGCAACAGCAACAGCAGCAGCAACAGCAACAACUACAGCAGGGAUCCAGCACUUACCCGAACACACAUCCCGCCGUCUCAGUCUCUGUGUCAGCUAAUUCAAAUAGCAAUAGCUUCCAGGCGGCAGCCGGCAACAACAACAGUUCCGCGACUGUCGCACAAAGCUAUAUGCAACAGCGACGCGCGUUUGGUGACUCAAUACGCGAUAUGUCGAUGACUGGCGCAAACAUCGUUGAGAGCAUCGCAUUGGCUGCAUCGGCAACAUCAGCGAAUGGCAUUGGCCGCGUUUAUACGGCAACAUCGCUUCCAUCGCACAUUUGGUCCUUCAAUGGUAUCAAAUGCCCUGUGUGCAAUAAGUUCGUGUUGCCAGACGAUAUUGAAUGCCAUUUAGUCAUGUGCCUAACCAAACCAAGACUCUCAUAUAACGAGGACACAUUGCAAGACGCCAAGGGUGAGUGCGUCAUUUGCCUUGAAGACUUGAAUCCAGGUGAUACAAUUGCUCGAUUGCCAUGUCUAUGCAUAUACCACAAAGGCUGCAUCGAUCGUUGGUUUGAGGUGAAUCGCUCCUGUCCUGAGCAUCCCGGAGAUUAGUAAAAAUCUCAUUAGGUUAGAAAGCAGAGGCCAACAUUGUAGAAAGAAAGAGGGAACUAGAGAUGGAGAGAGAACAUCAAUUGUUAACAGAAAAUGUAAAAUAAUGCAAAUGGAAAUCGAAACGGAAAUGGAUGUGCGAAGAGCAGAGGCUAAGAGAAACGAAAUUCGGAUCGAGCAAUCGAUCGUUAUGACCUACCGACCGACAGUUUAAGCAAACCCACAAACACUCACACACAUACACACGCA
Molecule: messenger RNA, 1765 nt
Organism: Drosophila navojoa
Lineage: Eukaryota; Metazoa; Arthropoda; Insecta; Diptera; Drosophilidae
Biological process (GO): protein K48-linked ubiquitination; proteasome-mediated ubiquitin-dependent protein catabolic process
Cellular component (GO): cytoplasm; intracellular membrane-bounded organelle; membrane
Molecular function (GO): ubiquitin protein ligase activity
Source: RefSeq, a predicted model, not a curated record